Aspergillus campestris IBT 28561 is the source of this 2014-nucleotide messenger RNA. It is a transcript of the gene cp3, whose product is annotated as carboxypeptidase C PRC1. The transcript has 2 exons. Gene Ontology annotation, biological process: proteolysis. The record is from RefSeq and is a predicted model, not a curated record. NCBI's taxonomy places the organism in Eukaryota, Fungi, Ascomycota, Eurotiomycetes, Eurotiales, Aspergillaceae. Bases 230 to 1909 code for a protein of 559 amino acids. Gene Ontology annotation, cellular component: fungal-type vacuole. Gene Ontology annotation, molecular function: serine-type carboxypeptidase activity.
GUCUGCAUCAUCCUGUAGCUGGUUCUUCAUCCGUUUCCAUCUAUCUUUUCAAUUUACUAUUCUUGUAAGUCUAUUGAGAACACACUCCAACUCCUCUCUGAACUUAUCGCUCGCUCUCCUUCCCAGCCCCCUUGUGAUAACAGUGACUGAUAAGGUAUCUACACCGCUAGGUACCCUCGAAUCUCACCAUCAAUCCAUCUCCUUCUGUUAGAUUAUCCACCCCAUAAUCAUGAGGGUUCUCCCCGCUGCUUUGCUGGUCGGAGCGGCCUCUGCGGCUCUCCCCAGCCAGCCGCUCAUGGUCCAAGAGGAUGACGCCCCGGCAGAGUUCCUUGCGGAUCUUCCCGAGGACAACCUCGUCGAUGGCGCCCGAGAGACGCUCAAGGGCUUCGCGAAGCCCCUUCAUGACUUCCAGGAACAGCUGAAGAGCUUGACUGGGGAUGCCCAGAAGCUGUGGGAGGAGGUGUCCAACUACUUCCCCGACAGCAUGGACAGCAAUCCCAUCUUCUCGCUGCCGAAGAAGCACACCCGUCGCCCGGACUCCCACUGGGACCAUGUCGUCCGUGGCUCUGAUCUUCAGAGUGUCUGGGUCACUGGCUCUGAUGGUGAGAAGGAGCGUAAGGUUGAUGGCAAGUUGGAUACCUAUGAUCUGCGUGUCAAGAAGGCCGACCCCAGCGUCCUCGGGAUCGACCCCGAUGUUAAGCAGUAUACUGGUUAUCUCGAUGAUAACGAGAACGAUAAGCAUCUGUUCUACUGGUUCUUUGAGUCCCGGAAUGACCCUGAGAACGACCCCGUGGUUCUGUGGCUGAAUGGCGGUCCCGGGUGCUCUUCCCUCACCGGCCUCUUCAUGGAGCUCGGCCCCAGCAGCAUCGACAAGAACCUGAAGCCCGUGUACAACGAGUAUGCGUGGAACUCCAACGCUUCGGUCAUCUUCCUUGACCAGCCCGUCAAUGUCGGCUACUCGUACAGUGGCUCGGCCGUCUCGGACACCGUGGCCGCAGGCAAGGACGUGUAUGCGCUCUUGACCCUCUUCUUCAACCAGUUCCCCGAGUACGCGAAGCAGGACUUCCACAUCGCGGGCGAGUCGUACGGCGGCCAUUACAUCCCUGUCUUCGCGUCGGAGAUUCUGUCGCACAAGAAGCGCAACAUCAACCUGCAGUCCGUCCUCAUUGGCAACGGUCUGACCGACGGGUUGACUCAGUACGAGUACUACCGUCCCAUGGCCUGUGGUGAGGGUGGUUACAAGUCCGUCUUGGACGAGAGCACCUGCCAGUCUAUGGACAACGCUCUGCCGCGCUGCCAGUCGCUGAUCAAUGCCUGCUACAACUCUGAGAGCGCCUGGACCUGCGUGCCGGCCUCGAUCUACUGCAACAACGCUUUGAUCGGCCCGUACCAGCGCACCGGCAUGAACCCCUACGACGUGCGGAGCAAGUGUGAAGAUGACAGCAGCCUGUGCUACACGGCUAUGGGCUGGGUCAGCGACUACCUGAACAAGCCGGAGGUGCGCAAGGCCGUGGGCGCCGAGGUCGAGGGCUACGACUCGUGCAACUUCGACAUCAACCGCAACUUCCUGAUGCACGGUGACUGGAUGAAGCCGUACCACCGCCUGGUGCCCGGGAUCCUGGAGGAGAUCCCCGUCCUGCUCUACGCUGGCGACGCCGACUUCAUCUGCAACUGGCUGGGCAACAAGGCCUGGUCCGAGGCCCUCGAGUGGUCGGGCCAGAAGGAGUACGCCCCGCUGCCGCUCAAGGACCUCAAGCUGGGCGGCUCGGGCAAGGACAUCGGCCAGAUCAAGUCCCACGGCAACUUUACGUUCGCCCGUCUGUACGGCGGCGGUCACAUGGUGCCCAUGGACCAGCCCGAGGCCAGUCUGGACUUCUUCAACCGCUGGUUGGGUGGUGAGUGGGCCUAGACAGUAGGCACGGCUUGAUUAUUAGACUAGGUUUCUACUGUCUACUAGAUUCGAGAUGAUCUUUGCUUUUCCUUUCCUGUUUCUUUUUAUGUGUUUCAAUGAGUC